UACUCAUUCACUUGGGGCUAUAAUUCGUAUUUGUUCACUGGCUUGUGAAAGCAGAGGAAGAAAGGGCGUCUGCUAGGUCUGAGCAGUGCCUGAGAAUGAAUUCCAGACUGCAGAAGAUAGAAUUAAACGAUGGCCACUCCAUUCCUAUACUGGGCUUUGGCACCUAUGCAACUGAAGAGCGUCUCAGGAAAAAGUCUAUGGAUUCCACCAAAACAGCUAUAGAUGUUGGGUUCCGCCAUAUUGAUUGUUCUCACUUGUACCAGAAUGAAGAAGAGAUAGGCCAGGCCAUCCUAAGCAAGAUUGAAGAUGGCACUGUGAAAAGGGAAGAUAUAUUCUAUACUUCGAAGCUUUGGUCAACCUCCCAUCGUCCAGAAUUGGUCAGACCCAGCUUGGAAAAUUCACUGAGGAAACUUAAUUUGGACUAUGUAGACCUCUAUCUCAUUCAUUUCCCAGUAUCUCUGAAGCCAGGGGAUGAGCUUUUACCUCAAGAUGAGCAUGGAAACUUACUACUUGACACAGUGGAUCUCUGUGACACAUGGGAGGCCAUGGAGAAGUGUAAGGAUGCAGGAUUAGCCAAGUCCAUUGGGGUGUCUAACUUUAACCGCAGACAGCUGGAAAUGAUCCUGAACAAGCCAGGACUCAAGUACAAGCCUGUGUGCAACCAGGUAGAAUGCCAUCUUUACCUCAACCAAAGCAAGCUGCUGGCUUACUGCAAGAUGAAUGACAUCGUUUUGGUUGCCUAUGGUGCCCUGGGAACUCAGAGAUACGAAGCCUGUACUAAUGAGGAUACCCCAUUUCUCUUGGAUGAUCCGGUUCUUUGUGACAUGGCAAAGAAGUACAAGCGGGCUCCAGCCCUGAUUGCCCUUCGCUACCAGCUGGAGCGUGGGAUUGUGGUCCUAGCCAAGAGUUUCAAUGAGGAGAGAAUCAGAGAGAACAUACAGGUCUUUGAUUUCCAAUUGGCUUCAGAUGACAUGAAAAUUUUAGAUGGCCUAGACAGAAAUCUUCGGUAUUUUCCUGCUCAUAUGUUUAAGGCUGGCCCUAACUUUCCAUUCUCUGAUGAAUAUUAAGAUGGAGGCCCUUGCCAUGAGUUCUGUUAGAAGCUCUUUUGUGUGAUGCUGGACUCUCAGAUGCCAAUAACGCGACACAUUGUCACCAAUCCAUAUUGCUUAAAAACUCACCCCCAGUUCCCCAGUUUGAGCUGUCUGUACAUCGGAAAGCAAAUUCAGUUUUGCUUCUUUUCUGUAAAUAAAUUAAAAAUAUUUUGCUUCAGCCUCACCUA
Messenger RNA from Mastomys coucha (southern multimammate mouse), 1279 nucleotides. RefSeq names its product aldo-keto reductase family 1 member C18. Bases 96 to 1067 code for a protein of 323 amino acids. Gene Ontology annotation, biological process: doxorubicin metabolic process; prostaglandin metabolic process; progesterone metabolic process. The transcript is spliced from 9 exons. Gene Ontology annotation, cellular component: cytosol. Gene Ontology annotation, molecular function: aldose reductase (NADPH) activity; bile acid binding; androsterone dehydrogenase [NAD(P)+] activity. NCBI's taxonomy places the organism in Eukaryota, Metazoa, Chordata, Mammalia, Rodentia, Muridae. The record is from RefSeq and is a predicted model, not a curated record.